CUUUGAGGCCUAAUUAACUCAAUCACGGGAGAAUGGGCAUGACUUUUCUCAAUCCUGAACAACCUUGCACUUACCCAUUUUUUAGUAAAUUAAACACAAGGGCCUCACAGAACUAUUUGAGCACCACUUCUCCUCGCUGCUAAAUUUGCAGCGGAUCCUCAGCACUACAGUCUCAAAACUGUCCAUGGAGAUUUCAGUGCAUCCCCAAACCUUCUCACUUCUGUUCUUUCUCAUCUUCUCUACAUUAGCCUCUUCUAAGGCAUGCCACCCAGUUGAUAAAGAAGCAUUACUUGAUUUCAAACACAAAAUCACAGAUGACCCAUCAAAACUGUUGCAUUCUUGGAGAGUUUCCUCUGAUUGCUGCACUUCUUGGGAAGGUGUUGCUUGUGAUGCCUCAGGCAGAGUUGUCAAUGUAUCUCGUCCUGGUCUUGAGUCAGACAAUGACUUCAUUGAGGACACAUACAUGUCAGGAACUUUAUCUCCUUAUUUGGGAAACUUGUCCAGUCUUCAAGUUUUAGACCUGAGUAAUCUCAAGGACUUGAAGGGACUAAUACCAGAAGAACUUGGCAAGUUGUCAAAGCUCACACAUCUCUUUCUUGAUACAAACAAGCUCACUGGAUCAAUACCAUUUACAUUAAGGUACUUAUCUCAGCUGGAAAAGAUGUAUCUUAGUGACAAUUUUAUAUCUGGUAUUGUUCCUCCAUCUGUUAUGAAAUCCUGGACACAUGUCUCUGAACUUGGUUUAUCAGGAAACGCUUUGUCGGGGCCAAUUCCUCCAACAAUUGGCAAGGUGGUUAUGAUAACUAAGCUUGAUUUACAUGGUAACAACUUUACUGGUAGAAUUCCUACAGGCUUUGGCAAUCUUAAGAAUCUCAGAUAUCUUGAUCUAUCUGAAAAUCAGAUAACUGGAAGCAUCCCACAGUCCAUUGGUGGACUUGCUGCAUUGGAACUACUAUAUCUCAAUCAAAAUCAGCUCACAGGAAGGAUACCAUCUUCGAUAUCUGGACUUAGUUCUAUGAUAUUCUGUCGUAUAUCAGAAAACAAGUUAUCUGGCAGUUUACCACCAUCAAUUGGCCAGCUCUCAAAGAUUCAAAGGCUAAUCCUUGAGAAUAACAAGCUCACUGGAAAACUACCAGCAACCAUUGGUCAUCUAACAGCUCUUACUGAUAUAUUUUUCUCUAACAACUAUUUUACAGGAAAGAUCCCUUCAAGUUUUGGAAAUUUACUCAACCUUCAAACACUUGAUUUAUCAAGAAACCGACUCUCCGGCCAGCUUCCUCCUCAGCUAGCUAAGUUGAAGAGCUUACAGACUUUAGAUCUUUCGUAUAAUCCGUUAGGACUGGUUAGAAUACCAAACUGGUUCCAGGAAUUAAGAGUCUUCCGGCUUAUGUUGGCAAAUACUGGGAUUGAAGGGGAACUUCCUCACUGGCUAUCUUCAUCAUCAAUAUCACAACUUGACUUGUCAGGAAACGCAUUAACAGGAAAGCUGCCUUGGUGGAUUGGUAACAUGACUAGCCUUUCAUUUCUCAACUUAUCAAAUAAUGGAUUUCACUCAUCCAUCCCAGUUGAAUUCAAGAACCUUUCACUUCUGAUGGAUCUUGAUCUUCACUCCAACAAGUUCAGUGGCCACUUAAAUGUAAUAUUCUCCAAAGAAGUCCAAGACCCACUAGGCCAUUUUAACUCCAUUGAUCUUUCCUACAAUAUGUUCACUGGUCCAAUUGAUGAUGACAUAGGAGAGAGACCAGCAAUGUCUUCUAUUAGUUCAUUGGUUCUAUCACACAACACACUGGGAGGAUCACUACCAAAGUCAAUUGGGAAAAUGAGAGAAUUGCAGGUUUUGAAGCUAGUGAAUACUGGGCUGUCUGGGAUGAUACCCGAGGAGCUUGGCGAUGCCAAAGAGUUGUCCACAAUUUUACUUUCAAGAAAUAAGCUGACUGGUGCUAUUCCAGAGAUUGUUCUAAAUCUGAAGGAUCUAAAGCAAUUUGAUGUGUCUAGUAACAGACUAAGAGGCAGGAUUCCUCCUCACAAAGCCAUAAUUCCUGCGUCUGCAUUCAAGAACAAUCCUGGUUUGUGUGGAACUCCACUUCCACCUUGCAAACACUUUUAAUAUCUUUUGAAAGAUCUUUUUUCCCCUUCUUUUCCUUUUCAACUUUCUUUUAAUGUUCAAAGUUUUGUUAUGUUUCAUACUAAUUCUUCUGAUUGAAAAAGUUUGUAUUUAUUCA
Messenger RNA from Populus nigra (black poplar), 2222 nucleotides. RefSeq names its product LRR receptor-like serine/threonine-protein kinase FLS2. The coding region runs from base 185 to 2107 and encodes 640 amino acids. The record is from RefSeq and is a predicted model, not a curated record. Gene Ontology annotation, molecular function: protein binding. The transcript has a single exon. Lineage: Eukaryota; Viridiplantae; Streptophyta; Magnoliopsida; Malpighiales; Salicaceae.